GGACAUGAAAAGUCGUACAUUCAUGACCCAUCCCUCAUGUCACCCGAAUGGUCUGCCCCGCCGCGUCUGGCGCUCGUGCUCGACGUCGGAUGGGACGAGAGAGUGCGCCUGCACCGCUUCACUGCUGUCGCGAUCGGCCAGCGUCGUCAAGGAGCAGCAGCUGCAGAGUCCGAUAACGCACCAAGCGUCCCGAUCGCAGGGCCAAGCAGGGGCGGUGCGGCCCCGCCUCCCCUUGCGAUCUCAGUCACGCCAGAGUGGCCUCUCGAGCAUUCGUAUUGCUACGUCUUCAAGCGGCCUGCGGUAUUCUACUGCCUCCCUUCGCAGGCUCCUGCAUCCGCCAUCUGGUCGACCGAUGCCGCCAGCCUGGAGUUGCUCAAGAGCCAGCUUGCUCCUCCCCGAGAUCCAUUCGCGGCGCACGCAGACGCACAGUCCCCAAAUCCAGACACACGCCAUGACGCGCGGAUGCGCACCGGCUCGGUCAAGUUCUUUGCGCGAGUGUCGGCUCUGACCCCGGUUCACGUCGCGGCGGACGGCAGCGGCGCACGCGCGGGUGCGGAGCACGCAAUAGACUUCGCUGCUGAGCGCGCAUGGUUCGAUGAGUGCGUCAAGGCUGCCAGACGCCACGACCUGGAUGAUGGGCGCUGGUGGACAGGUGCUGCGUUCGGUGAUGGCUACGACGGCGCAGAUGGUAAGGAGGAUGAGGAACUGUCAGAUAGCUAUCGCGGCGAUGAUUAUGAAGAAUGGGAGCGUCAGCAGGAACGGGAUCGGUCGCUCACGCUGUCGACGGGGUCGCGAAGGGAAGAGGGGGCACAGGAUACGGGUCUCGAAGGGCUUGACGAGAUUGUUGCAUUGGAAUAG
Messenger RNA from Laetiporus sulphureus 93-53, 858 nucleotides. RefSeq lists its product as uncharacterized. The transcript is spliced from 2 exons. The record is from RefSeq and is a predicted model, not a curated record. NCBI's taxonomy places the organism in Eukaryota, Fungi, Basidiomycota, Agaricomycetes, Polyporales, Laetiporaceae. The annotation marks the transcript as partial.